AAGUGUGUUCGCUUGGCCUCGUUGGCAGCGCGCUGCUUAUUGUUGUAACAAGGUUUAUUGCUUGACUUGUCUUUUUGGCUUAUAUCAACCCACUUCUCCAACUAGUUCACUUCCUUCGUUGCCCAACUUGAUUUUAAGAACAGCCUAGACAAGUACUGCGUACUUCGUCAGUCGUAUUUCGAUUUUGUGAAUCUUAUUGCCCCAUCGGUUACCGCCUGCUCCUACUAAGCCGCUCACUUAAGACCUGUCUACCCUUUAAUUUCCUGCUGCGCAAUGUCUUCUACCGCGAUCUCGACGAUCACAUAUCCAUGUCCUCCACCUACUACAAAUGUCCUUGACUCACAACAGCGCAUGCGUCUCAUACGUUCUGCGCGUAAAUUGGGGGCAGUUAUGGGCACCACACCCUACCUCCUCGAGGCAGACGUUCCUAUCACACUUCUCCCCGUCGGGGGUAACAAAAAAUCAGUGACGGGCAAAGCCCUGAAGCGCCAGGGCUCCAUAUUCACGCAUUACCACAAAGGCUCCCCGUCUGUAACAUCAUUUAGCUCGGCUUCGACGGCAUCUUUCCACUCCCCGUCCGCCUCGCUUGUCUCACUACCUUCGAGCAUGCAGAGCACAGAGUCUCUCUCGGUGACACCACCCGGCCUGCCAGCGCGCGGCAGAAAAUCAGCAGAUAAACCCAGACCAUUGUAUCUCCGCGUUAACACCAUCCCUGUAUUGCCCACCGACUCCCACCGUACAUCACUACCGCCCACACCUUCCUCAGCUCGCGUAUCCUCUGCUUGUUUUCCCCCUUCGCCUCGCACGCCAAGCUUUGAUGCGGCGGAGUUGCGGAGAAAACGGAUGGCAAAACUUGCACGUCAUCUAGGCGAGAACGUGCCUCCUGAACUAGUCACAGCGCAGGUGCUGCCUGCUCAAUUACGUUCAGAAGAAGACGUGCGCAACAGGAAGCGACGCAGUAUGUCCGUCGACGUGCCCAACCCACAAAACAUACCUUUCGCUCCAAGGCCUGAAGCUAUCUCACAUACUCGGGCAAACAGCGAUUGGGUUGGCGAGUGGAAUCGAUCUGAUAUUAGAGACGUUCAGAGGGAACUGAGAAACCUCAAGUUUGUACCGUGGUAAUGGCUCCACUUCGUGGUUUGGUUAGCCAUCACAUGAUUUUAUGUUACGCCUGUAUUAUGACAUUCCACUGGCUGCAGGUCCAGCCGGACGACACGAUUACUAGUCGCAUUUUCCUAUGUAUCAUGUUAACCUUUCGCAUCACAUUAAUAAUCCAUACACUCGCAAGUACUACUGUCAUUUGUAAAGCAUAAUACAUACGUGGGCGUCGGUUGCGAUUAAGUACAAUGUAUUCGGUAUUCGUCGUGGUCCAUGGAUGUUCUUUUAUGCGUGCCGAUGCUCGGAUUAUAACACUUUAUUUUUAGAAUGAUGACCCACUUUGCUUCCGAAA
Suillus bovinus is the source of this 1450-nucleotide messenger RNA. RefSeq lists its product as uncharacterized. NCBI's taxonomy places the organism in Eukaryota, Fungi, Basidiomycota, Agaricomycetes, Boletales, Suillaceae. The record is from RefSeq and is a predicted model, not a curated record. The coding region runs from base 274 to 1122 and encodes 282 amino acids. The transcript has a single exon.